AUGAAAGCAGGUGACACUUCAGAAAAUGCCUGCUUCAUAGAGAAUGACCUGCACCUCUCGGGGUCAAGACCAGCGAAACAAAUGGCGGCAUCUAAAGCAGUUACUUCCAGAGUGCGGGCAGCGAGGACGUCCAAAAGAGCUGACAAAUCAUCUCCAGCGUCCUCUCAGAACUUUACAGAAAGACUGCCAUCGGAGAUCCGGAUUAAGAUUCUGUCAUACCUGGAUGCCUCUGCUCUAUUCAGCAUCAGCCAUGUCAAUAAGCUCUUCUAUCAGCUUGCCAAUGAUAACACUCUGUGGAACAAGAUAUUCUUGGCAGAGUUUGGCAAGAAUAAAAAGCUGAAGCCUAAGUGUGUGGACGAGCUGCAGCUGAAGAUGGCCACAGUGGAGGUGCAGGAUCGGGCCGCUGGUUACUGGAAGUGGCUGUACUUCAGGACAGUUGGCGCAUGUGACAUGAAAAAGUGGAAAAGACAUCUUGGACUCAUCAGCUGUCACACUGGGCUGCCCAGCCAAACGGAGCGGAUACUCAGAAACCUGCACGUCACCUGGGAGCUGACAGCCACUGAUAAGUCGGGGCAUGAGGGCACACAUGAGCUGAGCUGGUCCCGGUUCUGCGAGACUUCUGUGACUCUGUGCUGGUGCGGAGGAGGCUGCUUGCCCAACUACCAGCAGAUUUCCACCCUUCAACUCCACGGUGUCAAGAGGAUAGCCCUCAACUGCCCAGGCCUAAAGAAACCUGGCUGGAGGUCCCUCAUGGCAGAGACAGACAUGCAGGCUCUGACUAAAAGCGCGCAGGUCAUUGGCAACGACAGACUGGUUGAACUGAAGCUGCUACAGCCUGGCAUCAUCAUCGGCCUCUGGAGGGACCAGUGCUCCGUUGCCUUUGUCAUGUUCACUCUCCAUUUCCACAGGCUGGUGGAAAGAAGCAUCCAGGGAUCUUGUGUUUGCCCUUACAUGGAGCCAACGGUCAAACCCCCUUUUGAUGACAUAGACCCCGAAUAUGGUCUCCAUGGUUACCAACUACACCUUGUUCUCCAUGACACUGUAUGCGAGAUCAUGUCCGGAUGCUUCUCCCAGCUCUUCUGCCGGCGAACUCAGGUUUGUGAUGGCCUGAUCCGGCUGACUGCCAUUAGCAGGAGCGACUUGUCGCAGCACACACCUCUGUCAGGCAACAUCACCCUGCCCUGGAGGUGUGAGGCCCUGGAGGGCACAGUGCAGAAUUGCUGCGUCAUGAGUCUGACUUUACUGGACGAAUUCAAGAAACCCUUCUGGUGUGUCAGCUCUCCCGUUUCCAUGACGCUGGAGAAGACGCCCGUCUCCUAUGACUAUGACGGCGAGCACUUCUUUAUGCACUAUCAGGACUCUGAUGGUCAGGUGAACAUGGAACUCGUACGGGUGAAGGAACAAAAGCAGUUUUACCUCAUAAGCUUAGUAGUCUGUCUGACUGUCUGCAAAGUCAACAGGCAUUUCAGUAGAGAUUACUGA
This is a messenger RNA of Chelmon rostratus (copperband butterflyfish), 1482 nucleotides long. It is a transcript of the gene fbxo15, whose product is annotated as F-box protein 15. The record is from RefSeq and is a predicted model, not a curated record. Lineage: Eukaryota; Metazoa; Chordata; Actinopteri; Chaetodontiformes; Chaetodontidae. The transcript has 10 exons. Bases 1 to 1482 code for a protein of 493 amino acids. Gene Ontology annotation, molecular function: protein binding.